Portunus trituberculatus (swimming crab) is the source of this 1270-nucleotide messenger RNA. It is a transcript of the gene Dhfr, whose product is annotated as dihydrofolate reductase-like. The transcript has 5 exons. The coding region runs from base 117 to 860 and encodes 247 amino acids. The record is from RefSeq and is a predicted model, not a curated record. Gene Ontology annotation, molecular function: NADP binding; dihydrofolate reductase activity. Gene Ontology annotation, cellular component: mitochondrion. NCBI's taxonomy places the organism in Eukaryota, Metazoa, Arthropoda, Malacostraca, Decapoda, Portunidae. Gene Ontology annotation, biological process: dihydrofolate metabolic process; glycine biosynthetic process; tetrahydrofolate biosynthetic process.
AAAAAGAUGUGUUUGCUGGUGCUGGAGACGUUAUUCAGAUUAUUCAAAGAUUAAAUCGCGCGUCCUUCAGCGAGAGUAGUGUGCGUGUUAUAUGUUGCCAGGGGAGAGCAGUAAGGAUGGGGCUUCGUGUGAACAUUAUUGUGGCGGUCUCUGAGAAUUAUGGCAUUGGCAAAGGCGGUGAAUUACCCUGGAAGUUGAGAGAAGAGAUGAAGCAUUUUGCUCGAAUGACAAAGAGAGUGCAUUCUCCAGACAAGCAAAACAUGGUACUCAUGGGACGCAAGACAUGGGAAUCCAUUCCCCAUAAAUUUCGACCGCUUCCAGGACGCUUGAAUGGCGUGCUUUCAUCCCAAAUCAAACAACAGCAAGACUCUUGUGACAAAGUUAUUUUCUACCAAAACUUUGAAGAUGCAUUAAAGGCAGCCAACAAUCAAAGUUCUGAGGUAGAGGCAGUAUGGAUCAUUGGAGGUCAUUCUCUGUACAAGAUGGCUCUACAAUCUGAGCAUCUUCACCGUAUAUAUCUGACUAAGAUUCUGAAGGAAUUUGAAUGUGAUGUUUUCUUCCCAACCUUUGACAUUAAUCAGUUCAAAUUAGUGGAUCAUCGCGAGGAACAAUGGCCUACUGCAUUUCGGACUACCUGCAAAUCGCCGCGUGAAGUCAAGCUACCAAGCUACCCACUAUCCAAGGAGGUAUCCCCUGCCCGUUUCUUCCCCACCCUACUGAUGGAGCAGCCCGUGGCCCUGCCCUUCCACGAGGACACCUCCCUGCAAAGUUACGUUAAUAAUCUUACCUCAUUGUCACUUACACUGACACUGGCAGCCUGGCAGGGCUCUCACUUAUUGAGAAAAUUUCCUCGUAUAUGAAUAUUCAUUGUCAUCUGAGGAGAAAUUCAAAGAAAUUCUAAGGAAAUUUAGUACAAAAUGGCUGGAAAAUCGGUAGAAAUUAUACAUUUGCUCAAGGAAAUGUUAUACAUAAGCUAUGCAUAUUAUUAUAUUUUCCCCAUGAUUUUCUCUUCUUUUCUCAAGAUAGGAUAAGUUUGAUAAAAUUUCACCCUUUGUCAAUGUACAACUCAACUUUCUUUUUUCAUAUUCUUGCCUCUCAGUUUUUCUUAAAGUUUCUACAUAUCCUCAUAUCAAACAAAAUUAAAUCAGAUUAACUUUGCUUUUUUUUUUUUAAUGUAAGGGAGAACCGUCCAAGGGCAACAAAUAUUGUGACUGAAAAAAAAAAAAAAAGCCCACUGAGGUGCCGGUUCCCAAACAAGUUAAUUAGGCAG